Messenger RNA from Laccaria bicolor S238N-H82, 393 nucleotides. RefSeq lists its product as uncharacterized. NCBI's taxonomy places the organism in Eukaryota, Fungi, Basidiomycota, Agaricomycetes, Agaricales, Hydnangiaceae. The transcript has 3 exons. The record is from RefSeq and is a predicted model, not a curated record. The coding region runs from base 1 to 393 and encodes 130 amino acids.
AUGAUGUCAAACCAACCCAAAGAUUCUACAUUGAAACUGCCGUCUAGUCGCAACAACGCCGCAAGAUUGCGGUCGCCGAUACCUCGAUCUGCGAACGAUGGUGCUGGUGUAGCCCGCUCCAGUUCUGCGCCGCUCAUCAUGACGACUCCAUCCUCAGCCAUCCGCGCGGUUGAUGGAGGAAUGGCUGUCACUGGCGACCAGGCUGGACAUCCACCUGUGACUCAGCCCUUGCAACAGCCUUUCCCUGUCUUGAGUGAUCAUCUGAAAUCUGGCCCAUGCAUCUCGACCCCACCUCUAUCCAACCUUCCCGUUGCGGAUCCAGUGGGUAAUUUCUACAAUAAAUUAUUAUGGUCUAUAUCAGAUGCAAGCUCACCAUGCAGGUCAUUCAACUAA